Molecule: messenger RNA, 627 nt
Organism: Trichechus manatus latirostris (Florida manatee)
Lineage: Eukaryota; Metazoa; Chordata; Mammalia; Sirenia; Trichechidae
Gene: CUNH10orf120
Product: chromosome unknown C10orf120 homolog
Exons: 4
Coding region: 1-627 (208 amino acids)
Source: RefSeq, a predicted model, not a curated record
AUGGAGGAGAAUGGCCUUCAGAAGACUGGCAGAUCAAGGGCCCAAGAAAGGAAGACUCCAGAGGGGAAUUUGAAUAAGAAGAAAGGGAAGUCAGUCAGAAUACUCAAUACAAGUCAUUCCUUCCAGGAUAAAGGCUCUCUGUUUUGCCAAGACGAUCUAUGCCUAACUUCACAGUUGGGGAUGUGGACCAAGUUCUACAAAUCAGACCCACGCAUUGCCCUUGGGAAAUACUCCCCUAUGGAAAAAGAGAUCCUACGUCUAGGUGGUGUUCACACCGUAGCAGCAAGAAGAUUUUUGGCUUAUAAGCAAGAGGAAGAACGGAAGAUGCUCAUGGAAUUGCAGUUGCUAUCCUCAGACUACAAACAGGCAAUGGAAUAUAAAAAACAAAGUCCAUCUCCUUGUCCGACUUGUGGACCCUUGGAAAAAAUAUGGACAGCAAGGGUGACUGUGCCCCCAGAGGAGUUUAAAAUGCCACAACGAGAAAGGAUCAACAUUAAUCUGAUGCUAAUGAAUCAGGAGUUUGCAUCGCGGGGCGUCCAGCCCAGUGAUGUGAUGAAGGCCUGCCCACUAAGAAGAGAGAGCAUCUGGGACGAGUACAUGCGCAAAACUAUUUCUCACCGUUAUUAA